Messenger RNA from Cyprinodon variegatus (sheepshead minnow), 7262 nucleotides. It is a transcript of the gene gli3, whose product is annotated as transcriptional activator GLI3-like. The transcript has 15 exons. The coding region runs from base 394 to 5232 and encodes 1612 amino acids. Gene Ontology annotation, biological process: smoothened signaling pathway; regulation of transcription by RNA polymerase II. The record is from RefSeq and is a predicted model, not a curated record. Gene Ontology annotation, molecular function: RNA polymerase II cis-regulatory region sequence-specific DNA binding; DNA-binding transcription factor activity, RNA polymerase II-specific. Gene Ontology annotation, cellular component: nucleus. NCBI's taxonomy places the organism in Eukaryota, Metazoa, Chordata, Actinopteri, Cyprinodontiformes, Cyprinodontidae.
UGGGAGUCCCACACUUCGUCCUCUCUCCCUCUCGAAAAAUGCUCCAAGUGUAAUAACAACUCUCCACACGCUCCUCUCUGUUGUUUUUGACGCGCAUCUGUGGUCUGCUGUCGGCAGAUUACAAUCGGCUGGCUCAUGGUGUUGGGAAGAAGAAAACUGUGAGAAGGAGGAGAAAGACAGACAAGAGGAAGAAACUCUGACUGCGCCGCUUUGGAGUUGGACUUCCAGCCUUAGAAAAAAGGAGAAAAGUCCAGAGGAACAUCUGCAACUUUGGAAGAAGAGGAAGAAAGACGAAAGAAAACACAUUUUUUCCUUUAAGAAAAGUCAAGAAGAGAAAUCCUCCAGGAAGAAAUUACGCUGUCUCCAUGAGGUCCUGAGGAAUGAGCAAUUGCCAUGGAAACCCAGUCCCAGGCCAGUUCAGCAGCUGAGAAGAAAAAGAGGGUGGAGACCAUCGUGGCUACGAAGGGCUCGUCGGCACGCACUGACAUCAGUGAGAAAGCUGUGGCUUCAAGCACCACCUCAAACGAAGAAGAGAGCUCAAGCACUCCAUACAACCGUGAGAGGCGCAAUGCCAUUAGCUCCCAGGCCCAGACGCCCGGCGCCCUUGACAGAACCGUGAACGAGGAACCCUCCACCUCGACGGAAGAACGCCCGUCCCUGCUCAAAAAGGAGCUGCACGGGUCCCUGCCCCAUCUCUCUGACCAUGCCCUGCCCUACAGAGGCACGCUGUUUGCCAUGGACCCCCGUAAUGGCUACCUAGACUCGCACUACCCCGCUCCCCCGUUCUUUCCCACCUUCCAUCCUCCGGUGCCAAUUGACGAGAGACACACCCAGGGAAGGUACUUCUACGAGCCAUCGCCUGUGCCCCCUCUUCAUGUGCCUCCAACGCUCGGCAGUCCAGCUUUCUCCGACAUCUCCCUCAUUCGGAUCUCCCCCCAGCGGAACCCAUCAGUGGGGGCGGAGUCGCCCUUCCACCCUCCACACCCCUACAUCAGCCCAUACAUGGACUACAUCCGCUCCCUCCACAGCAGCCCCUCUAUCUCCGUGGUACCAGCCAGCCGGGGCCUCAGCCCGGCAGAUGCAGCUCACACCAGUCUGACCACAGCCGAGUACUACCACCAGAUGGCUCUGCUGGCGGGCCACCGCAGCCCGUAUACCACAGACCUUCUCCCGACUGUGGCGUCUCCAGCCGGGGCGAGCAGCGCCAGUGCCCUGCACAUGGAGUACCUGCAGGCUAUGGAGAAUUCCCGUUUCCCAAGCCCUAGACUUCCAGCACGACCCAACAGGAAGCGACCCCUGACCAUCUCACCACUCUCCGAGCACAGCCUCGACCUACAGACCAUGAUCCGCAACUCUCCAAACGCCAUAGUAACCACACUGAUGAACAGCUCCCGCUCCAGCUCCUCCACCAGCGGCUCCUACGGUCAUCUCUCCGCCAGAGCAAUCAGUCCGGCAUUGAGCUUUGCCUACCCUCCAACUCCUGUGGCAUUACAUGUCCACCAUCAGCUGAUGGGCCGCCAGCCAGGGAUCGUGGGCUCCGCCUUCGGCCACAGCCCGCCGUUAGUCCACCCGACGCCGCCCUUUGCCACACAGCGGCCCGUACCUGUUAUCCCUCCUCCUGGGCUGGGCUCCAAUGAACGCUCGGCCGUCUCCAACGACUCGUCACAGGCCAAACCGACAAGCGAAUCCGCUGUGAGCAGCACAGGCGACCCAAUGCAUCACAAACGGUCCAAAAUGAAGCCGGAGGAUGAGCUGCCGAGUCCAGGAGCGGUGAGCGUGCAGGACCAUCCUGAUGGGAUGACUCUGGUGAAGGAGGAAGGGGACAAAGACGAGAGCAAACAGGAGCCGGAGGUGGUUUAUGAGACAAACUGCCACUGGGAGAAUUGUUGCCGGGAGUUUGACACCCAGGAGCAGCUGGUGCAGCACAUCAACAAUGACCAUAUCCAUGGUGAAAAGAAGGAGUUUGUGUGUCGGUGGGAGGAAUGCUCUAGAGAGCAGAAGCCCUUCAAGGCACAGUACAUGCUGGUGGUCCACAUGCGCAGACAUACCGGAGAAAAACCUCACAAGUGCACAUUUGAAGGCUGCACAAAGGCCUACUCACGGCUGGAGAACCUGAAAACACACUUACGUUCCCAUACUGGUGAAAAACCGUAUGUGUGUGAACAUGAAGGCUGUAACAAGGCUUUUUCCAAUGCAUCCGAUCGGGCCAAGCAUCAGAACCGCACGCACUCCAAUGAGAAACCUUACGUCUGCAAAAUCCCAGGCUGCACCAAACGCUACACAGAUCCCAGCUCCCUACGAAAGCAUGUAAAGACGGUACACGGGCCAGAGGCCCACGUCACCAAGAAACAGCGGGGCGAUUACCCACGGCCACCACCUCAGCUGCGGGAAUCAGGGGGUAACAGCCAGGGUCGCUCACCCGGGCAGCUGCCCCUGGGUGGAUACACGGACCAAAGGGAGUACAACCACACUACCUCAAAACAAGAUGAAUGUCUGCAGGUGAAAUCAAUCAAGACAGAAAAGCCAAUGACGUCUCAGCCAAGCCCUGGCGGUCAGUCUACAUGCAGCAGUGACCAGUCCCCAGUCAGCACCUAUCCCAGCAGUGGAGUCCAGCUUGCUGUGAGCGCUAGACGCUCGCCAGGGGAGGGGCUGGAGGAGGACGACGAGGAAGAGGAAAACGAAGAGGAGGUGGAGGAGGAGUGCGAGGGGGAGUCAGUCCCCAUUAUGGAUUCCACGGUGUCCACUGCCACCGCAGCCAUGCUGACCCUGCAGGCAAGGCGAAGCAUUGGCCGGCCCAUGCGCUGGAUGGAGCACAUGAAGAUGGAGAGGCUGAAGCAGGUGAAUGGAGCGCUGCCCAGGCUUGGGUCCCUGUCUCCCACACCGCCCCCUAAAAGUUCAGGAAUGCCAAACAUCCUGGGGAAGGGAUCGUGUUUGGGCAGGCAGUGGGGGGUGCCUGCUCCUCAGCCACCUGCUCACCCAGAGUUAGCCAGCACAGAGCUGAACGUGCUCAACUUGCUCAGAGAUCGACGUGACAGCAGUGGGAGUGCCGCCAGUUCAGCCUAUCUGAGUAGCAGUCGGCGCUCCUCAGGCAUCUCUCCCUGCUUCUCCAGCCGGCGCUCUAGCCAGGCUUCACAGGGUGAUGGCGCAGUGCCGGGCCACCAUCACCGCCGCCUUCACAACCUCAGCUCCACCGACUCCUACGACCCCAUUUCCACAGACGCCUCCCGCCGAUCCAGUGAAGCUAGCCAGUAUGGAGGUGGAGUGGCAGGAGGAGGAGUUGGGGCUCUCUCAGGUGGAAGUUGUGGAGUGGGAGUUAGCUACGGAGGAGGAGGUGGGUCGAGAGGGAUGCUCAAUUUAACUCCUGCACAGCAUUACCACCUUAAGGCCAAGUAUGCAGCAGCUACUGGUGGCCCACCCCCCACGCCUUUACCCAACAUGGAACGUAUGAGUCUGAAGACUCGCAUGGCCAUGAUGGAGGAGGGUGGCAGCAAUCACAGCCUUCCACCUUUAGUCAGGCCACCUCGCUGUGGUGAAGCCAAUGGUGAGCUCAACAAUGGGCUUAUGGGACAUGCAGGUUACAGGAGGAGGGUCCUCUAUCCUGGUGAGGGAAAUCUGAAUGGUAACCGAAGGGCCAGUGACCCAGUGCGGUCACAGGCUCCUGAAAGUUAUAGUCUGCCUCCAGUGCAACGUUUCAACAGCCUUAAUAAUCUCCAUCCUCUUCCCCCUCUGGCUCAUAAUCCCUCAGCUGAAUAUCGCAGUUUUAGCCUUCAGAAUUACACACGCUCAGAGGGAAACUUGCAGAGAGGCCUGCAGCAUUCCACAAACACCGUUAGUAUUGCAGAAAAUGCAGCAUUGGAAGCAUUGGCAAUGGAGGAUGAAGGAGAAGUUGGCUUAUUUCUUGGGGAUGAAGAUAUUUUACCUGAUGACUUGGUGCAGUAUCUGCAUUCCCAGGAUCAGAUGAAUGGUGGCUCUAACAUUCAGAAUGAGGGACAAAUAAAUUCUAGCCAAAGGGACAGCUCCUAUCCAGUUGUGGAAGCAGGGGAAAACGGUAACUUCCCUGGCUCUCACCAUCUCCAGCCGCAGCAGAUACUUGAUAGGAAGAGUCCUAGUAAGCUUCCAAUCCAGUGGAAUGAAGUAAGCUCAGGGAGUGCUGACAGGUCUCCUCAAAGGCUUCAAAGCCAUAAUUUGCAGUGCGAGAGAUGGCCUGAACCUCCAAUUGCAUCAACUGGCAGGUUGCGAAACAUGUCGGUGCCCCAGCAGGUGUCUGUGGAUUUCCACAGCAGUUGCCCAGUAGCUAACCAGUCACAAAGUUCUAGCUACAUUAACAGCGGAGUGAAGCUGGAGGCAUUGCCUAACUCUUGCAUGGAAAUGAGAGGUACUAGGAUGUCAAACAUGUCACAUGGCAUCAAUGGGGGUCUUCCUCAAGGUCUUAAACAACAGAUGACCAAUGGACCUUUGAAACCUUUCAGCCAUUUGGAACAGAACAAUAGCAGAACCAUGUGGCAGGUUGGAAACAACCUCAUGCUUACCCGCGCGUCCAUGGACAGUCUAUCCAACCUGUCCCAUGGAACUGCUUCUGAUCACAACCCCCUAGUACAUGCUUCAUACCCACAAAUCAACAAUUACAAAAACUUGGCAAAAACCCAGCAGUUCUUCAAUCUGCAAAGCUCAACUGAAAUUCUCCCAAACCCCCAUCAACCGCAACAGGUACAGAAAAAUGGAGACCAGUUUUCUCUUAUGUGUGAGGUAUCAGGGCUGAAACUGGAGAACCAUGAAAACAUGGGGCAGACUCUGUCAGAUUGUCUUUCCUAUGGCACAGCAGACUGCAAGUCUUCCUCCUUCCCUAUACUGGAAGAGCAGCGUUUGCUAGAGUCGAUGGUUUUAUCUGAGGGAUCAGGUAACAGAAACACCAACACCCUUCCCUCCCCUGGAACUGACUUAGUAACAAGCACUGUUGAUGGCCAAGUCCCUGGCAUAUUAGAUGAUGGGGUAAAUCUAGAUUUUGGUACCAUGCUGGAGGACGGUUAUGAUCAGGGUAGCCUUGUCUCGGAUGUAUUGAGCCCCUCUAUGUUCCAGGGAUUGUCAAGAACCUCGUCACGCCUCACAACUCCCCAAGGAUCUACCACCUUCAACAGUGUUGCUCCUGGCCUGAGCAACAUGGCCAUUGGAGAAAUGAGUUCACUCCUCACCACCCUCGCAGAGGAAAGCAAGUUCCUAGCUAUAAUGCAAUAGUUGCUACUUCUCUCCGCUUUCUCCUCCCUAAGGGUUAAAAAAUGAAAACAGAAAGAAAAAAAUUGGUGUAUGUGAAGAUUUAGACUCACAUAGUGGCAAUUAAGAGAACUUUACAAGAAGUUGCAGUUGCCAAGGUGUUUUAUUUUAGGAAAACAUCAUCCCAAACAGAACAGGGAUGUGCCAUGUAUAUGUACAGAUAAAUGGUUAUAUUCCUUUUCUGGAAUUAAGGCAAUUUUUGAAAGCCCUUCUCUUUGUACAUGUUGGCGAGACAAAGCUUGUUUCCCUUAAAUCAGUAUUGUGUAUUGUCACUGUUUUAUCUAUUUGUGAAAUUGCAUGUAACUCCAGUCAAACCUUGAACACUGUCAAUAGGACUUGAAAGACUAGACCCAUGUGCCAACCUUACUAACAUCAAAGGUACACACUGCAACUGAGACAGGGGCUGUCGAUUUAACAGGCCCUAAGGACAACUUUAUUAAUUUGUGGUAUAUUCACAUCUUUUUUGUGUUGCUUUUGUAAACAUGUAAAAUGUUUCAGUGCUAUGACCAAGUUUUACCAAGUGGUAUUUUUGUCGAAAAAAAGGGACUACACAUCCAAGUCUUCAGCCGCUGUAGAUUGUCUUCUACUUGAUAUCUUAAUGGCUUGAUUUUAGUUAGUCUUGUAAGGUACUCAAGUGUUUGUAGCUGUGUUUUUGUAUUCUGUUUGUGUUCCUAUUUUUAAUGUCUGAUUUUACAGCUCUUCAGAACUGAUGUGUAAAUGGACGCUCCUCUGUCUUAUAAAUCUUGGUGCUUCGCUUGUGCUUACAGGAAUCGACAUGAGUAGUUCAGUGGUUUUGAAAUGUCUUAACUCAUGAAGAGGUCUCCAGCAUGGAAGUGCUGUAAACGUGAUACGUUUUUUUUCUUUUAAAUAGGAAAAUGUGCAUAUUAUUUUCUCGAAAGCUCUUAAAAUGUAGAAUGUGUACUACUAGGGGUGUAAUGCUACACAUAUUCGUUUUUGAACUGCCACGGUACAGACAUCACAUGCAGGUACAUGCAAUAAUUUGACAAAAACAUCAGUCACAGGCUAUCACCACUCUAAAGAAUGCUUUUACUCCUUUUUUGUUAGUACCACAACACAUAAUUUCAAUUCAGUUUACCUAUAUAGUGCCAGUUCACAAGAUUUGAUACCUUAUGGCAGUAUGCAAAGACAAUGCAAUCAAAUCAUACAGACAAACUGGUUAAGACAUCUAAAGAAAGCCAGCUGAUUACAUCGAACUGUGGACUCUGCAGCAAUCCCUUACACAGAGCAUGCAUGCAUUAUAGAGGAAAAACACCACUUUUACAGGAAGAAACGUCAUUAGCCAGGCUAAAGAAACUAGUUCCAUAGAUGACUCUAUUUGGGAAGGAACUGUUAAGUAGAUGAGCUCUGAGCCAGUUUUCAUGUCAAAAAGAAUGAAAAACGUACAGUUAGUCACUGUAAUAGGAGAGCGCAUAGCUAUGUCUUGGAGAGAAACAGGACUAAACACUGGAAAACAGGUCUUACUCAAUCAUCUAUAAUUGAAGUUGUUGAGGGUACCCACCACGCCUUUCAGGAUGGUGUCGCAACUUAACAGAGCACCAGGACAGAUGCACAUAAAAUGACGAGAAAAAGGCUAAACCUACAAGUACUGCAUAAUCGCAGAAUAUAGGUUGAAUAAAACAGAGUGAUUAAAAGUCUAUUUCAUCAAGCACUUCAUGACAAACUAAAACAAAUAAAUACAUGCACGAGUGGGAACACACCUGUAUGCUGAGUAUGGGUUUAUCGGCAUCAAUGAAGAACUGAAGUUUGGAAUUGUUCAAACUCAAUAAUCACCCAGUAAAUGGAAUAUGGCUAGCAGUUUUCAAUUUAUUCUAUACCCCUUAUUAUGGGUUUUCCUACUAUUAACCAUUGACACUAAGGGGCAUUUCCAUAGCAGAGAUAAUUUCCAAUAAUGAGAGUAGUCUCUUUGAUUUCGAUUGCUGAAACCUGAACCAUUUUAAUACAUCUAUCUAUGUAGCAACAGUGAAAUAAUCACA